Molecule: messenger RNA, 2804 nt
Organism: Triticum dicoccoides
Lineage: Eukaryota; Viridiplantae; Streptophyta; Magnoliopsida; Poales; Poaceae
Exons: 1
Coding region: 176-1351 (391 amino acids)
Biological process (GO): regulation of DNA-templated transcription
Molecular function (GO): double-stranded DNA binding
Source: RefSeq, a predicted model, not a curated record
ACCAGGAUUUGUCCAAAUUACCCGCGUCCACACUGAAUCGACCCAGCCACGCCACGGUGGAUUGAGAGAUUUGAGAUAGACGAGAGGAACAGAGAGGAGGCCGCGCAGCCGCCGCGCCGUGCUCCUCCCCGGCCGCCGCUCCCCCGCUCUCCCACGCCGGGACCGGCCCCGCCAAAUGCUUCGCAGCCGCCGCCUCCUCCUCCCCGGCGGCGUCAUCCCGCCCGUCUCGCCUCUCUCGUGCGGCCAUCCCCCUCUCGCGCAUUUCCUCAAACACCUGCCGGGUAGCCAUGCCGGCGUCUCCAACGCCGCGGCGGACCCGUGCUCCCUCACGCUCCACUUCCUCCGCAACUCCUGCGGCCUCCCGGAGCCCGCCGCCGCCAAGAUCGCCGGGCGCGUCCGCCUGCGCUCCACCAAGAGGGCGCACGCCGUCCUCGCCCUCUUCCGCGGCCUCGGCCUGGCGGGCGCCGACCUCGCCCGCGUCGUGGCCGCCGCCCCCGAGAUGCUCAACUACCGCGCCGACGCCAUCCUCGCGCCCAAGCUCGACUUCUUCCGCCGGGACCUGGGCCUCACCGACGACCGCAUCCGCAAGAUCAUCCUCUCCAACCCGUACCGCUCCCUCUGCUACAGCCUCGAGCGCCGCCUCCGCCCCAACUUCCUCCUCCUCAGGGAGCUCCUCGGCACCGACCAGAACGCGCGCUCCGCCGUCAAGAAUUCCUUGGAGCUCAUCCACGGCAACGUCCGCUCCGACCUGCUCCCCAAGGUCAAGAUCCUCCGCGACCAUGGCGCCACGAACGCUGUCAUCGUCAAGCUGGUCACCACGCACCCCAGGUCGCUCAUUCACAGGUCCUCCUUCUUCAACGAGAGCCUGGCUGCCAUGAAAGAGCUCGGGGUCAGCCCGUCCUCUGGCAUCUUCCCUUACGCCUUUGGGCUGUUUGCCAGACUGAGUCCGGUGACAUGGAAGCGCAGGAUCGACAAUUAUCUCAGCUUGGGGUGGACCGAGGAGCUGGUGAAGCUGGCCUUUGUGAGGCACCCCUACUGCAUGUCUGUAUCAGAUGACAAAGUGAGGCGUAUCUCGCACUUCUUUGCUGAUAAGCUUGGCUGGACCCCAGAGUAUGUUUCAGCUAGCCCGAUGCUUAUCUCGCUCAGCUACGAGAAGCGGCUCCUACCAAGGUACCAGGUGCUGGACAUAUUGGUGUCAAGGGGUGUCAUCCGGCGCAUCCGAAUAAGCCACUUGAUACUGGGGGAGAAGAAGUUCAUGGAGAAGUAUGUCACUGGUUACCAGCAAACUAUUCCUGAAGUUCUGGAAGCUUAUAGAGGAGCUGGGACAGACAGUGCUGUGACUGUGAAGUAGCUGGAAGAUUCUGCUGCGCUCUACCCUGCACAAAGGCACUGUCCUUUCCCUGGCCUCGACUGUCAAUUUUGUUAUACUUUACUGCACCUUUUCCUUUCUGAAAUCAUGCCAUGCAAUGAACCUGGGAUCAACGAAACUUAUAUCCUGUUUGUUAUGCCUAUCUCUAUUUUUUUGUGUCUCACUUUUGAAGUGGGAAGAGAUGGCUGAUGGAGGAAACUGCCUGGAAAUCGUAGUGAUGCAAGUGGGCAGCCUCCGCUAUUCCGUCUGGUAUAAUAUUUCACUUGAUCUUAACAUAAUAUGCUAGCUUCGUGGCUUGCCUGCUUGCAUCCCUUUUAAGCAUAUAUGAAUAUGAUAAAAUAUCUGACCUAAAGCUACUUAACUCAUAAAAUGUAUUCUUACAAAUAAGCUCUGUAAAAUGGCAUUUUUGAAGUUUGCACCAUGAAUAGGAAGUUCAGGAUAUCGAGAAGGUUUAUGCAAUGCAGCACCAGCAUUUUAUAGCUGAACGACUUGUCAUGACAAGCACAUGAUGAAGUUACAUCUCACGUCCACAAAUCCAUGCUUGUUAUGUUGGGCCACGCUUAUUAUGUUCCACUGCAAGGAACCUAAGGGUCCAUCACCGUGAUCUCCAUCUAGGAGAUCUGUUCGAGUCGGGCCAGAUUAGGAGAAUCACCUGAUUGGUAGUAUCAUAGAGUGUGUACCAAGUUAGGAGUGGCACAUAGGUGGUUGCACUGGUAGCUAUUAAUUUUUAUCAGUUUAGGUUAUAAUCUAGUGUCAUAUCCAGUUUGUAUUCAGCAAAGAACCCCAAGUACAUAUAGGGAUUGUUUGUAACCUAUGAAAUCAAGCAAGAAGAGGUAAUUAGUCUUUUCCACAUAAAAAAAUCUUCUACUAUUUCAUAUGUGGUUUAUGUCUCUGACUCUCCAUAUCUUGCAUCUCAACUUACUCGUAAAGUGCAGUGACUGCAGUCCCAGCCCUCUUCAAUAUCCAUCAUUAUUUUGGUUCAUGACAUUGCGACUUUUUAUAACUAGAACACCAAAUGUAUUCUGAUCAUAUUGCUGCUUCCUUGUUUGUACAAGCUAUCCUAAACUAAACUAAAAUUAAGAAGAUACAUGUGAUGUUGCUUUGGAGGGCACACUAAUAGGCACCAUAUGUGUCGAAUUAAUCUAACUAUUAAAAAAAAGGACAAGGUGCACAAGCUUUUCUUGGGGAUCAUCAAAAUACAUCUAGAUACAUCCGUUUGAGCGACACUUAAUAUGGGGCAGAGGUAGUAUAUUUGAGUCUAUGAUGUGUGCUUAACUGCUUAUCCUUGGCAAGUCAGAGUUGUAAUAUGCAAUGUACAAUUUUUGUCAUAUGCAGGAUAAAUGACAUAAGAAUAAAAUGUACUAUUGUGAUUGUGUAGUGUGGCAUUUAAUUGAGAGGAGGUUCUUUAAAAAAAAAAAAGAGGUUGCCAAGCUCU